Scutellospora calospora is the source of this 1569-nucleotide messenger RNA. The record is from the annotation of a GenBank genome assembly. NCBI's taxonomy places the organism in Eukaryota, Fungi, Glomeromycota, Glomeromycetes, Diversisporales, Gigasporaceae.
AUGUAUGAUGAUAUUUAUAAUUUUGUCUAUCAUUUAGAAGGAUCUAGUUUAGAAAAAAGAGAAUUUAAUGCUGAAGAAUUUAUAAAAAUAUUAGAACAAUUUAAGUAUGAUAAUACUGAAUUUUUUUAUUUUGUUGAUAUUAAUGAGAAUAUGAAAAGAUUAGAGCGACAUUUAAUGAAAAAUAUAAUGAAAAAUUUAAGUGCAAAGCUUAAUACAAACUGGUCAGCAUUUAUUAAAGAUUUCUAUAAAUGUCUUGGAGAAAUGGAUAUUACAAACUUUCUUUCUCGGUGGAAUAUGCUUAAAACAUCUUAUCUGUUAGCAACAACUUAUCUAUCUCAUAUGGAAAAAAUACAAGAAAAAUGGGCUGCAUAUUUUAAUAGUGAUACGUUUAUGGCAGAUAUGAUAACUACACAAUGUGGAGAGUCUAUGAAUAAUAUGAUGAAAGGUUAUUUAGAUGCAAAUACAUCUCUUACUGCAUUUAUAGCUGCAUUUCAAUCAGCACUAGAUACACAAAAUGAAAAAACAAAGUUUCGAGUUUAUCAACAAAAUAAUUUUAAUAUUAUAUAUAAAACUACAAGUAUAUUUGAACGUCAGGCUGCUUCUAUUUUAACUACCUUUGCUUUUAAAAAGAUUCAAGAACAAUUAAUGCAAUCAUUUAUAUAUAAAUUGUUAAGUCGAUCUUUAAAGUUCAAAGAUAUGAAACAGAAGCAAGUAAAAGAAUUACAUAUUUUUCGAAUAGCAAUGCAAUUAAACUUAGAAGAGCUUCUAGCUAGACUUUUUUAUAAUCGAUGGAAAAAAAAUUUAAGCAAAGAAGAAAUUAUCAAUAAUUAUAUUGUAUUUUCAACAUCAACUUCACAACAAUCAACAACUUUCUCUAACAUUGAAUUAAAUAAUGAUCAAAAUUAUCAGUAUUUGUUAACUCAAUUAUUGCAAAAAAUACAACGUUUCAUAUUACAAAAUCCUACAACAGCUGCAACUCUAUAUAAUUCUUUCAAUGAAAAAUUUGUUUCUGAGAUUGAAAAAAUCAGCAUAUCACAAUCAAAUAACUUGAUCACAUCAACAAUAAAAAAUCCAUUAAUUGUUCAUGGCAAAGGGCAUCUAUCUAAUAAAAGAAUUUUAAGUACAGUGGAGUUAGCUAGUAAUAAAAAGAAAAAAACUAGCAAAAACAAGGAGAAUAUAUUAGAAUCGCAAGAAUGUAUUAACUUGAAUAAUGAUCAACCUAGUUAUAUAAGACCAUUAGAUAAAAUUCAACAUUCCAAUAUUAUAAUGAUAUCUUCGCAAGGACAAGAUUCUGAUUCUCCAAUUCAGCAACUUCCUGAGUAUUAUGGAACCAAGGGUCUAGCUGUUAUCUUAAAAACUUUAACUGAAAUGUUUGUUCAGACUAAAAUAUUAACUGCAAAUAUUUGCUCCCCACAAUCAUCAUCUCAAUAUUUGGCUCAAGUUCUCAUUCCAGAAACUGCUAUAAGACUUAUUGCAGAAGAUUUUAAUAACAUUUCCUUAGACAUGGCAAAAGAAAUUAUGAUUGAUAGUGUUGAAUUUGGACUGUAUGUUUAUGAUGAUAGCAACUGA